UAAACCAGCGCCGUUUCCUCUUUUCUAGUUACACGGAAAUAAGAAUAAAGAAAAUGCAUCUUUACAAUUUCAUCGGCAUUUCCCUAUGUAAGCACACACAUUCCCCCCGUAUGUUAGUAUUUGGUGUAUAGCAGUUAGAACGAGCGCUGGUUUGAGGUUUAGAGAGACCGGGCUGUAAGUAGGUCGGGCUGGGUUUAAGCGGCUUUAGCCUGCGUCAGCCUAAGCUGGGAGGAAUUCACCCAAAGCCCUCCGCGGUAGGCGGGGGCCUAAACGAGGCUGGCCUAGUUAAGCCUGAUUCUUAUUGUUGCCCGUGUGUGUUGUGUAACACAGAGCAGAGAAGACCUCGGAUGAGAGAGAGUGCAUGCAGUUAGACAGAGACUGUUUGAUUGAGAAUCCAUGAAGGGGGAGAAAGAAGAGGGACAAGGAAGAGAGUGAGUGAGAGUUAAACCAGUAUUAGCCUGAGCCUCAUCACAGAACAGAAAGAAAGGGGAGGUUGAGAACCAGACCAAAUCUCAAAAGAAGGAGAGGAAAAGAAGUGAGAUAUUGUUUUGAGUUAGUGCUGGUGUCUAGGCCUGGCUCGGUCCAGUCUGGUUCCCUGGGCUAUGUUCUAAGAUGGCGUCUGGGUCCGUCUACAUGUCGUCCAGUAUGGUGGGUAAGGCUCGCUCCUCCAACUUCACCCUGUCUGAGAAACUGGACCUGCUGAAGCUGGUCCGCCCACACAUUCUCAUCCUGGAGGAGCACACCAACAAGCAUGCUGUCAUCGUGGACAAGAACAAGUGCUGGGACACAGUGUCUGAGCAGUACAACGUCCUGGGGGGGGACAGGCCCCCCCGCACUGCCCAGGGCCUACGCACCCUCUACAAGAGGCUGAAGGAGUCGGCCAAACAGGAAGUGAUGCAACGGAGACACGCCCAGCCAGAGUACAGAGGAAGUAUAUCUGAACCAACCAGGAGAGUGAUGGAGAUGAUACCUCACCUUUUCCAUCACGGAGCUAUUCACCAUGAUAAAGACCCAGCGACGAUGCACAGGGUGAUGUAUAAGCAUGACUCUCCCAUGGAGCAACCUGGCAGCAGCUCCUCCCUCCCAGACUACCCAUCAAACCCCGUCACCCACCACCUGGACCAGGAUGUGGUCAGGCUGGACCAGGACCUGGACGUGAAGCCUCCGCCAGACCUGACCAUCCUCUCCACCCGUGUGGGGGUGGUGCUAGGAGGAGAGGGGGCGGAGGAGGAAGAUGAGGAUUUGGGCAGUGUCCAUGGUUAUGACGGCUCCCUCUCUCCCUGCCCAUCCUCUGUCGUCCUGCCCCUCUCCACCUCACCCGUUCCACUGCAACGUGACCUUUACCCUCAUGACCACUACCCCCGCUGUGACCCUGACAGGCUCCGUCCCCUUCAGCUGGCCAAGGAGGAACACGAGCAGGUCAUGACCAAUCACAGAAAGAUGGGCGUAUACCUGGAGGAGAAGAGGGAGGGGCUAAAGAGGAAGCAGGAACUGGAGGAGGAGCUUCUGAGAGCAAAAAUCAAAGUAGAGAAACUGAGGGCAGCCAGGCUGAGACAUGGACUACCACUGCCCCUAUAACUAACACACCCAUGGUCUGACUGGACUGACCAUAUGGAACUCAGGAGGAUGCUCUGAACUGUUUCUAUGUCUGUGUUUAGCGUGUGGAAGAGGGGUUUGGCCUGAGAAAUCAUGUUGGUGUGAUGAACAGUGAGUUUGAGGGAGGAUUUAAAGGUCCAAUGCAGCCUUCUCAAUCUCAAAUCAUUUCUGGGUAAAAAUGAAUAACAUUACUGUGAUUGUUUUCUAUUAAAAUACUCAAAAAGAGACAAAAAUAGAUUCUUGGCGAAGUUCAAUUUCUCAAGUAAGAAUUUUGCUCGGAUUGUCUGCAAGUGGUCUGAGUGGGGAGGGGGAAACUGAUAACAAACUGUUAUUGGAAGAACGGUUUGGAUCUCUCUUUCUUACUGGUCUAUUAACACAUUUAUGGUGAUGUCACCAGGCAGGCCAAAACUCCAUCCCACCAAAACAGGCUGAUAUUUCAGCCAAUCUUUUCAAAUCAAAUCAAAUUUAUUUAUAUAGCCCUUCUUACAUCAGCUGAUAUCUCA
Molecule: messenger RNA, 2099 nt
Organism: Oncorhynchus masou masou (cherry salmon)
Lineage: Eukaryota; Metazoa; Chordata; Actinopteri; Salmoniformes; Salmonidae
Product: fibrinogen silencer-binding protein-like
Exons: 2
Coding region: 613-1578 (321 amino acids)
Source: RefSeq, a predicted model, not a curated record